This is a messenger RNA of Capsella rubella, 1575 nucleotides long. RefSeq names its product ankyrin repeat-containing protein BDA1. The record is from RefSeq and is a predicted model, not a curated record. The coding region runs from base 29 to 1456 and encodes 475 amino acids. Gene Ontology annotation, molecular function: protein binding. Lineage: Eukaryota; Viridiplantae; Streptophyta; Magnoliopsida; Brassicales; Brassicaceae. The transcript is spliced from 2 exons.
UUUUGGUCUCCUUCUUUACACCACCUGAAUGGAUCAAAGAUCAUUAGAAGCUGCUGCUAAAUCUGGAAACAUUGAUCUACUGUACGAACUGAUCCAUGAAGAUCCAUACGUUCUUAAAAAAAUCGACGACGUGCCAUUCCUUCAUACUCCUCUCCACGUGGCAGCCGUCGCCGGGAAAACAGAGUUUGCUAUGGAAAUUAUAAACUUGAAACCGUCUUUUGCCCGGAAACUUAACGCGGACGGACUUACGCCGUUACACCUCGCCGUGGAUCAUGGUCACUUCUGGUUCGCACUUGAACUAGUUAAGGUUGAUCCAAGUCUUGUUCGCGUUAAAGGGAGACAUGGUAUGACACCAUUGCUAGUUGCGGUAAGCAAAAAGAAGAUUGAUCUGAUAUCAGAAUUCUUCUUGGUUUGCCCCGAAAGCAUUGUGGACGCAAACGUUAACGGAGAGAACGCUCUUCACAUCGCCAUGAAUAACUACGACGAAAGAGAUCAAGGACUAAUUAUUCUUAAAGUUCUCAUGGGAUGGAUCCUAAGAUUGUGUCAGAAAGAUGCCGAGUGGAUUGAGACAAGAGUCAUAAACCGAAGAGACAAAGACGGUAACACGCCUUUACAUCUCGCGGCGUACGAGACCAAUCGUCAAGCUAUGAAAUUGAUGUUAAAGAGUUCCAAUAUCAACGUCAACAUUGAGAACAAGAACGGUUUCACUGUUCUCGACGUCGCUGCAUUACACAAUAACAGAGAGAUAGAGAGAAUGGUUAAGAAACAUGGUGGAAAACGCUCUGUUUCUCUGGUUAAGAUUAAGACAACAUCCGACCUACUCGCGUCCAAGCUUUCUUGGAGAGAAUCGAGACGGACAAAGAAUAUUCGGUUUUAUUCUUGGAUUUCUGAAGAGAGAAGAAACGCUCUUUUAGUGGUCGCAGCUCUGAUAGUCACAGCUACUUAUCAGACCGCUCUCCAGCCUCCCGGAGGCGUGUCAGAUGGCGGCGGUCAAGACGGUGGUACAAGCAGGUUCGAAAGCGGGUUCAGUGGUGGCGGUCGGAACGGUACAAAAACGAGCAGUCCGAAAGCGGGUUCAGUGGUUAUGGACGAGAGCUAUUAUAUCCAGUUAUGGUUAUGGAACAGUGUGGGUUUCGUCUAUGCCAUUUAUCUGAUGAUACGCAUGUUGAGUUUAGGAAAAGAGAGUAUGUUUUGGUAUUACCCUCUGUUCGUUCCUCUGCUCUUCGCUUACUCAGUUGCAGGAGAUGUGAUCAAGCCGAACGUAAACGCGUUCAUGAUCGCAGGUGUGGCUGCGGUCGUGAUUCUGAUCAUUUGGGAAUUGGUGGUUGGGUUUUGGGAAUGGGUGCAGGCUAAGAGAACCAAGUUGCGUGGACCCAAGAGUGGAUUGGUUUGGGAAGGUUUCACUACGUUGGAUCAAGCUAGAGGUGCAACGCCUAAUAGGUAUGUCAUGAGGUGAUCUUAAUUUCCCUCUUAGUAAUUUACUGUUGCUUUGUAUAAUUCAUCUUUAGAAUGUAUAAUACUACUUUACUUGGGGAAAGCAAAUGUAAAUGUAUGAAUGAUGUAUAUUAUUUGCAU